This is a messenger RNA of Argentina anserina (silverweed cinquefoil), 1807 nucleotides long. Its product is annotated as adenine nucleotide transporter BT1, chloroplastic/mitochondrial. The record is from RefSeq and is a predicted model, not a curated record. Gene Ontology annotation, biological process: transmembrane transport. The coding region runs from base 326 to 1501 and encodes 391 amino acids. The transcript has 3 exons. NCBI's taxonomy places the organism in Eukaryota, Viridiplantae, Streptophyta, Magnoliopsida, Rosales, Rosaceae.
UACUCUCACUCCCAGACACAGACCUACGCCGAAUCUGUGUUUGUGAGAGAGAGACUACCCCUCUCUCCCUCCCUAGGUUUUCCUUUACAUUCUCUCUCUCUCUCUCUCUCUCUCUCUCUCUCUCGCCCUUUCGUUUUCAUCGCCUCCUCGUCUAUUUUCAGAAACCCAAACCCAUAAUUUCCACCAACCCUUUUCUCUCAAAAACAAGCAAAAUUUCCAACCUUUCACCAUGCCCAUGUGUUGAAAAUGCUUUCUUUGCAUACCCAUUUGAUCAAAAUCGAAUCUUUCUGAAUUGGUUUCUGUAAUCAUAUCGUAAUACUAAUCAAUGGGCCGGAACGAGGUUCAGCUUUUCGAUGACCGGAGCGAUGGGCUCUUCUCCGUUUGCAAUUUGGGGUUUCCCUCCACUCCCCAAUAUCCCGGCGGCUUGUUCGCCAGUGUUUCCCAGGUCGGAAUGGGGUUCGGUGUCUCGCCUCCGUCGCCGGAGCCGCAGAACCCGCGAGGCGGCGUGAAGCUGUCGUAUGCGGACCUGUACAUGAAGUAUGUGGAGGGCUUUAAGAAUUUCGGGGCGAGAGAGGAGGAGGUAGUAGGGGAAGGAGGGGUGGUGGUGAAGAAGAAGGGUGGUCUUAAGUUGAAGAUUAAGAUAGCUAAUCCUUCUCUUAGGAGGUUGAUUAGUGGCGCCGUGGCCGGAGCGGUGUCGAGGACGGCGGUGGCGCCGUUGGAGACUAUAAGGACGCAUUUGAUGGUUGGGAGUAGUGGGAAUUCGAGUGCUGAGGUGUUUAAUGAUAUUAUGAAGGUUGAUGGGUGGACUGGAUUGUUUAGGGGGAAUUUGGUCAAUGUGAUUCGGGUUGCGCCGAGCAAGGCUAUAGAGCUGUUUGCUUAUGACACGGUUAACAAGCGUUUGUCACCUAAAGCUGGAGAACAGUCUAAACUUCCAAUUCCUGCCUCAUUAGUUGCAGGAGCAUGUGCUGGAGUGAGUUCCACUCUUAUCACAUACCCCCUUGAGUUACUGAAGACUCGGCUAACCAUUCAGAGAGGCGUAUAUAACGGUCUUCUAGAUGCAUUUGUAAAAAUUGUCCAAGAAGAGGGACCUGCAGAGCUCUAUAGAGGUCUUGCCCCCAGUCUUAUUGGAGUCAUUCCCUAUGCUGCAGCAAAUUACUGUGCUUAUGACACAUUGCGGAAAGCCUAUCGUAAGAUUUUCAAGCAGGAGAAGAUUGGGAACAUUCAGACCCUUUUAAUUGGAUCAGCAGCUGGUGCUAUUUCAAGUACUGCGACUUUCCCACUCGAAGUGGCUCGCAAGCAUAUGCAGGUGGGGGCUGUGGGUGGAAGACAGUAUACUGGUGUGAUUCACGCCCUUACAAGCAUACUUGAACAUGAAGGUAUUCCUGGUUUAUACAGGGGGCUCGGGCCUAGCUGCGUGAAAUUGGUCCCUGCAGCUGGGAUUUCUUUUAUGUGUUACGAAGCAAUGAAGAAGAUACUAGUAGAGGAGGAUGAGGAAGCAUAGGAAACUUACAAAAAGUUUUAACUAUAUAUCACACAUCGGAUGUACCAGGGAGGAAAGAAGUGGGAUAGGUUAUUUUUUAUGAUAGGGGGCAUGUUUCCCUUUUCUUAAUGUUGGAUAAUUUUCGAUCUAGUUUUGCGACUCAGAUAUUUUUGCGACUCAGUUCAGGGAGCCUUGGGUUGAGGUUAGAAUUUUGAUGUUAUUGACAAUUGAUUUAAAUCCAUGUAGUCUUUUGCUCUUGAAAGAAUUAUUUGCAGUGUAUGAUCUUAGAUACUGUCUGUAAAUGAAAUUACUCAACGUUGGCAGUUA